AUGUCAUCACCGCCACCAUCCUACGAACUAUCCAUCCAAAUCUUCGGCCCGGGCGAAGACCCCCACCACCGAUCUCAUUGGGGCUUUUUGAUAGCUAAGCCCUCAUCACCAACCGGCGACCUUCUCCACGUCCAAGUCAUCCACCUUGACAAUCUCUGGUACCAGUUUGAAGCGAGGAUAAACACCCCGUUGCGCACCAUGGAGACCAUGAUGCAGGCUGUCGGGAAAGUCAAGCUUGCAACUCUUGGUGGUGAGCAGCAGCGGCAACAGGCUAUCGAGGUUAUCACGGCUUCGCCUGCGCCGAGGGAUGGGAGGAAGAGAUUUCAGGAUUGGGUGCUUGAUACGUUGUUGUCGUUGGAAGUGGAGGAGGUGGUGCCUGCUGGGACGUGUCAUUUCUGGGAGGGGUUGGUGGGGAGGUCGGCGGCGGAGGUGAGGGAGAGAUCUGGGGUUGAGUGGGUUGGUGUGUAG
Aspergillus welwitschiae is the source of this 468-nucleotide messenger RNA. RefSeq lists its product as uncharacterized. Bases 1 to 468 code for a protein of 155 amino acids. NCBI's taxonomy places the organism in Eukaryota, Fungi, Ascomycota, Eurotiomycetes, Eurotiales, Aspergillaceae. The record is from RefSeq and is a predicted model, not a curated record. The transcript has a single exon.